Messenger RNA from Echinococcus granulosus, 2505 nucleotides. Its product is annotated as Anosmin-1. The transcript is spliced from 12 exons. The record is from RefSeq and is a predicted model, not a curated record. Lineage: Eukaryota; Metazoa; Platyhelminthes; Cestoda; Cyclophyllidea; Taeniidae. Gene Ontology annotation, molecular function: protein binding. Bases 1 to 2505 code for a protein of 834 amino acids.
AUGUGUUCUAGUUGCCUACAUCAAACUGGCAUCCUAGAGGAGUUAUAUUCCCAUUUUCAGCUGAAUGAACCGGAACGGACCUUCCUCAGUCAGCGUCCAGACCUAACCGAACCUCAUUGUCUGAGCAAGCGCUCAAACUGCAGUCUCUGCCUCGAAGUUUGUCGAUGGCCCCGACAAAAUAUCUCAUCUUGCGAAUCGUCAUGCAAACAGCUUGAGGAGAGCGCAUUGCAAAUGCUGCCUAACAGUCCGCUUGAGAUACACCGCAGAACGUGUCUGGAAGCCUGUGUAUUUUCGCACACCAACCGGAGAGACAGAGCGGCAGUGGUUAGCGGACUGCUGCCGGCCUCUUGUCCUCUGCCCUCCAGCUGGCCCGACGGCUCGACAUGUCAGCCGCACCAGCGCUGCACCACCGACGCGGACUGCGGCCACAGCCCCCUCGCCAAGUGCUGUCGUUUCGAUGCAUGCCUCGUUGAACAUCAGUCCCUCUCACCGUCCACCUCCAUGCUCUACCGCUUGGCUCGUGGUGGUGGACCCCCCGCUCUUCGGCGGCCUCUUCCCCCCACCGGAUUUUGCAUUCGCAUUGCCAACGACACCGCCUUCGCCUACAGAGGAGUACCCCCAGUACCCGAUCGACCGUCAGUGCAUCAAACAGCUAUGACUCUGGGUGAACAGGAUGCUUACAAGUUGGAACUAGAUUGGCCCAACUACUACAACAUCAGUGGACCUGCCGGCUCAUUAGAAUGGAUUCAUCCAGCCGUCUUCCUCGUCCAGGUGCGUCUUUUCCGCGACCUUGGUGACUCCUUAUUUGAGGAUCAGGGUGAAUUCGGAGAUGAAAUAUUACAAGAAGAACUCUUUAGUGAGUGGCGAAGCCUCGUCUGGACCACAAAGGUUGGUGCAGUUCUCUCGGAUCUCAGUCCCGGAACGUGGUACCAGUUUCGGUUGAAAGCUGCCUCGGGAGCAGGUUUCGGUGGAAACGGUCGCCCUAGUCGACCUGUCAAGGUGAUGACACUACCCGGGGCUCCUUGUAAUCUCACAGAGAGCAAUUUGCGUAUCUAUUCUAAUAAAGUCGAAGUAAAACUUCAGUGGGAACCACCUGCUCUUGGAAGCGUUCCUGUCAAAUUUUACAGGGUGAGCUGGAAGAAGAAUGUUCCUAUGCACAUGAAUGGCAACUCAUUGGGGGAGUAUGAGGCCAAGGUGCCCAAGAAGGUUCUCACUUACACCCUGCAGGACCUGGAGCCAGGCACCGUCUACAAGGUGCAGGUGGCUUCAGUGGCCGUCGCUGACGGAAAAGAGUGGUCCAGUCCUCCAGUGACGCUCUUCAUUAAGACCGUACCGGCUCCCUCUAAAGAAUAUCCUCUAGGUGUGACUCAAUAUUUUGGGUCCAGUGUCCAAGAUACCACGAUCUUCCACCUCCUUUGGAGUCCACACGUCUGUAUUGAAACGCCAAAUUCUGAAGUUGGUCUAACCAGCGCCCCCGCUGUAUUAAAUGCAUAUACGGCAGCUCUUUCUGGUAUGGAUCUGGAAAAUCUACGAUUUCAAUGUCACUACAAAUUGCAAAUAAGUAUGACUGAGGUGCCUCCAGAAAUGACAUCGAAGAACUCCCUGGAUUUAUGUUUCUGCACACCCUCCUGCACAGACGUUGUUGUCAGAUCUGGUCCUAAACCGAAGAACUGCUCUUUCGCAGACGUCUUCAUCCCUCAUCGGCCAGUCGACGUUGGCUAUCGCUUAUUCCCCACUGAUACAAACCAGCCACACCCCAUAGCCUCAGGAGGAGCGGUUAUCUCCUCACAAUCAGAGACCGAACCAGUAUUUCCCGUUCGCAACGCCUUCAAGACGGGUGCCAGUCAGUCCCUCGGUUUCGACGCAAUCAUUUAUUGGAAGCCGCAUCCCGACAUGGUGAUGGCCACAGAGAGCAUCGGACGGUACACCAAGUACGUCAGCCCCGAGGCACACCCCUUCCCGGAGGCUCAACGGCAGUCGCGCGGCUACCGGGUGAUCUGGGGACCCCGUCUUGUCGAGCCCAUCGAACCGGACAUGUACAACAAUGGCAUCGCUCCACAGCUGGAUCCCGAACGAACUGAAUCCAAAGUUGUCGACUCGAAAGUGCACAAUGUGAUAUUAAGAAACUUGGAGCCAGACACACUGUACAUAGUCCAAGUUCAAACAAUUGGUGCCCAUAGCGACAGUCCUGUGAAUGCAGUCUUCUUCACUACUCCGGAAACAGCGCGUAUGUGCAUCAAGCUCCUAAUUGUAAUCAAUAUCCAUACCACGAAGCUGACGCUCGACUUCCAGGAAGAAAAUGCACCAUACCUCUCCCCUAAUCAGUUGCAAUUGGGUCUUACCUGUUGCCUUUUUGGUUCGCGCGCUCUCCAGCUGGAAAAAGCAGGCAUGACUAAUAAUUAUUGUAUUCUCGUCCACAUUCUCGCAACUGACCAUUUCGAUAUGGAUGGUUGGAAACCCAAAUUCGACGUCGAAUGUUUCCAUUACUUGGGUUAUACAAAGUAG